Numida meleagris (helmeted guineafowl) is the source of this 8960-nucleotide messenger RNA. Its product is annotated as zinc finger MYM-type protein 4-like. The transcript is spliced from 29 exons. The record is from RefSeq and is a predicted model, not a curated record. The coding region runs from base 262 to 4812 and encodes 1516 amino acids. NCBI's taxonomy places the organism in Eukaryota, Metazoa, Chordata, Aves, Galliformes, Numididae. Gene Ontology annotation, molecular function: zinc ion binding.
GGCGCAUGCGCGUUACGACCCCGCGCUGGGCUUGUCGUUGCAGCUUUAAGAGGGCUCGCGGCCUGGCGGGUACGACCCCCCCCCGCCGCCCUGAGGAGUCGCCGGGCCCCCCGGCACCCCUCCUGCCGCAGCAGGGCGCGGGGCUGGCCCCGGCACCCCCCGAGCCUCCCCCGAUCUCCGCUCGAGAAGAGAGAGGGAGGCUGAAAGGGAGUGACCCCCGGCCCCGCGCCCCGGGCUGGGACAGCUGAGGGGGGGCGCAACAUGGCGGAGGCCAAGGAGGAGGGGCCCGGCCCCUGCGCCAGGUUUGAAGAUAAAUCUGAUGCAGUAUUUGAUAUUACAGAAAAAUGUAGUGAAAUCCUGGAUGCAGAAAUGUCUGAGGACACUGUCCACAACUUACCAGCUGCCCUCGACAGCGUAUCUUAUGAAAUACAGAAUCAAGCAGGAUCUGAAAACUCACUGCUGGAUGACGACGAUGACGAUGAUGAUUAUUUUCUGAACUCUGGGGAUUUGGCAAGCAUACCUGUUGUUGGGAGUGACAACGAAGAUGAUCAGAAUUUCACUCCAAAAGACACUCUCCCUUCUGAAGACCAUCUGGAAGAGGGCAAGAGAGUCACAGAACAUGAGCUGGACAGUGAGAAAGAUAUUCAGAUUGAAAAUGCAAUCCAGAAGGAUCUCACUUCACCUUUCGAGCAGGGUCCUGUAUUUAAAUCAAUUCGAAAAGAUUUUAGCAUAACAAGAGAUAAUGGUAAAGAGACUUUUUCCACAAAGGACAAGAAUAGAGAAGGAAAUCUUCAAGAACAUGAAAAACGGUUGGAAAAAAUCCCUAAAGAUACGGAUUCUAGAUUGAAAAGCAGUUUUCUUGACAAAGCAGUUCAUAAUCAAGUAGAAGAAACAUUACGGACGCAGUUAGCGCCACAAACUCCAGAAACUAACUUCAGGGAGUCUAGCUACCUAUUUUCUAGUAAGGAAUCUAUUGGACAAGAGCUGGGGAAUUCCUUUGCACCAAAUAUUAGAAUUAAGGAGGAGCCUUUGGAUGACGAAUAUGAUAAAGCUAUGGCCCCACAGCAGGGACUAUUAGACAAAAUUAAAGAUGAACCUGAUAAUUCUGAGGAGUACGGCCAACAGCCAAAAACUCAGGAAGGGGAGCUGAAAAUCAGUGCUGUAUUUUCAGUCAGUGGCAGUCCUCUUGCUCCACAGCUGUCAUCAGGUUUCCAGCCUGCUGUGGCAUCCUCUGGCAUGAGUAAAAUGCUUCCUUCAGUUCCAGGCACAGCUGUUCGGGUUUCCUGUUCUGGCUGUAAAAAAAUCCUCCAGAAGGGGCAGACCGCAUACCAGAGGAAAGGCUCUACCCAGCUCUUCUGCUCCACACUGUGCCUCACUGGAUACACUGUUCCAGCUUGUCGCCCACCAGCUUCUACCAAGAAAACCUGCUCAAGCUGCUCAAAAGAAAUUCUAAAUCCAAAGGAUGUAAUCACUGCCCAGUUUGACAAUACGAAUUCCAGUAAGGAUUUCUGCAGCCAGUCGUGUCUUUCUACAUAUGAAAUGAAAAGGAAACCUAUUAUUACUAUUCACACUAACAGCAUUUCGACCAAGUGCAGCAUGUGCCAGAAGAAUGCAGUGAUCAGACAUGAGGUGAAUUACCAGAACGUCGUACACAAGCUCUGCAGUGAUGCCUGCUUCUCCAAGUUCCGCUCCGCUAAUAACUUGACCAUGAACUGCUGCGAGAAUUGUGGAGGCUACUGCUACAGUGGGUCUGGGCAGUGCCGCAUGCUGCAGAUAGAGGGCCAGUCAAAAAAGUUCUGCAGUUCGACAUGUGUGACACUGUACAAGCAGAAGUCAGCUAAAAUUACACCCUGUGCACUGUGUAAAUCCUUGAGAUCUUCAGCUGAGAUGAUAGAGAGCACAAAUAACUCGGGAAAAACUGAACUGUUUUGCUCUGUUAACUGCUUGUCAGCAUACAGAGUAAAAAUGGUUACUUCUUCAGGUGUUCAAGUGCAGUGCAACAGCUGUAAAACUUCAGCAAGCCCUCAGUAUCACUUGGCUAUGUCAGAUGGGAGCGUACGCAAUUUCUGCAGCUACAAUUGCGUACUAGCUUUUCAGAAUUUGUUCAACAAGCCCGCAGGAGCGAACUCCUCGGUUGUGCCCCUGUCUCAAGGUCAAGUCAUUGUAAGCAUUCCCUCGGGGACAACCGUGUCAGCUGGUGGCACCACCUCCACUGCAUCUCCUGGCUCCGGGAGCAGUUCUGCUGCAGCUGGUCUACAGAGGCUGGCUGCCCAGUCCCAGCAAGUCACUUUUGCCCGCAAGGUUGUAAAACUCUGGUGUCAGCACUGUAACAGAUUAUUUGCAACCAAACCAGAACUGCUUGACUUCAAGGGUAAAAUGUUCCAGUUUUGUGGGAAGACCUGCUGUGAUGAAUAUAAGAAGAGGAGGAGCGUAACAGCAUUGUGUGAAUAUUGCAGAACUGAGAAAAUUAUCAAGGAGACGGUGCGAAUUGCAGGCAUAGAUAAGCCAUUCUGCAGUGAAGGUUGUAAACUGCUCUAUAAACAUGACUUGGCGAAGCGCUGGGGAAACCACUGUAAAAUGUGCAGUUACUGUUUGCAGACUUCCCCCAAACUGGUCCAGAAUCCCUUUGGGGGGAGAAUAGAGGAAUUCUGCUCAGAAGAGUGCAUGUCUAAAUUCACAGUUUUGUUUUACCAGAUGGCAAAGUGUGAUGGUUGUAAGAGACAAGGCAAACUCAGCGAGUCCCUGAAAUGGCAAGGAGAGGUGAAGCAUUUUUGCAAUCUGCUUUGUAUUCUGAUGUUCUGUAAGCAGCAGCGUACUUCUGACCCUCCAGCCUCAAACAACACAGCAAACCCUUCUACGGCACCAGCUUCCUCUUCAGGCCCACCUUCUUUGAGGAAGGACUCAACCCCAGUCAUAGCAAACGUGGUGUCCCUUGCAAGCACUCCUGCUGCCCAGCCUACGGUCAACUCCAACAAUGUUUUACAGGGUGCAGUCCCUACCGUGACAGCAAAAAUAAUAGGAGAUGCUAGUACUCAGACAGAUGCCCUAAAACUACCAUCCUCACAGCCACCUAGGCUCCUAAAAAACAAGGCAUUGUUGUGCAAGCCAAUCACACAGACGAAGGCCACCUCAUGCAAACCUCAUACACAAAAUAAAGAAUGCCAGACAGAAGAAGAAGAAGUUCAACCCAAAAUCGUUGUGGUACCUGUUCCUGUACCAGUGUUUGUGCCAGUACCCCUUCACCUCUACACUCAGUACACACCAGUUCCGCUUGGGAUGCCAGUACCUGUACCCGUUCCCAUGCUUUUCCCAACUACUUUGGAUAACGCUGAUAAGAUCCUUGAAACAAUUCAGGAUAUCAAAGAAAAGAUUCCCAUAAGUCCAUUUGAAGCAGAUCUCCUUCAGAUGGCAGAAAUGAUUGCAGAAGAUGAGGAGAAAGACAAAACACACUCUCAUGGUGGGUCUCAGACAUCUGAGCAUGAGCUCUUCCUGGACCCCAAGAUGUUUGAGAAAGACCAAGGUAGCACUUACAGUGGAGAUCUAGAAUCAGAAGCAGUGUCCACUCCACACAGCUGGGAAGAAGAGUUAAAUCACUAUGCCUUACGAUCCAAUGCCCUGCCAGAACCAGAUCCAGAACCGAAGCAGAUCUCCAAAGGUGAAGUGGAACAGGACCUGGAGGCAGAUUUUCCAUCAGACUCAUUUGACCCUCUCAGUAAGGGACUGGGUUUGCAUUCACGUUCACGAGCAAGACGGAGGCAUAGAGAUGGCUUCCCACAGCCAAAGAGACGGGGGCGGAAGAAGUCUGUAGUUGCUGUAGAGCCCCGCAGUCUGAUGCAGGGCUCCUACCCGGGGUGCUCUGUUUCUGGGAUGACCCUGAAGUAUAUGUAUGGGGUAAACGCCUGGAAGAACUGGGUCCAAUGGAAAAACGCACAGGAGGAAGAAGGGGACCUGAAGUUUUCAGUUCGUCCUGUGAAACUCAAGGAGGACAUCCUCUCGUGCACUUUUGCUGAGCUGAGUUUUGGCUUGUGCCAGUUUAUUCAAGAGGUGCGGAGACCAAAUGGAGAAAAAUAUGAUCCUGACAGCAUCUUAUACUUGUGCCUUGGAAUUCAGCAGUACCUGUUUGAGAAUGGUAGAAUAGAUAACAUUUUUACCGAGCCCUAUUCCAGGUUUAUGAUUGAACUUACAAAACUUUUGAAAAUCUGGGAACCUACAAUUCUUCCAAAUGGUUAUAUGUUCUCAAGAAUAGAAGAGGAACACUUGUGGGAAUGUAAACAGCUGGGUGCAUAUUCCCCCAUAGUUCUACUGAACACACUGCUAUUCUUCAACACCAAAUACUUUCAAUUAAAGAAUGUCAGUGAGCACCUGAAACUGUCCUUUGCCCAUGUUAUGAGACGGACCCGAACUCUGAAGUACAAUACCAAGACGACAUAUUUACGUUUUUUCCCACCCUUUCAAAAACAAGAGGUAGAAUCAGAUAAACUCUCUGUAGGCAAAAGGAAACGCGGUGAAGAUGAGGAGAUUUCAACAGCAGUGGAAAUGGCUGAAAAUGCAGAUAAUCCCCUGAGAUGUCCGGUCCGACUUUAUGAAUUUUACUUGUCAAAAUGUUCUGAAAGCGUGAAGCAGAGAAGUGAUGUAUUUUACCUUCAGCCCGAGCGCUCCUGUGUACCCAAUAGCCCCAUGUGGUAUUCCACAUUGCCAAUAGACCCGGGAACUUUGGACAUCAUGUUAACUCGCAUUCUUAUGGUGAGGGAGGUACACGAAGAACUUGCCAAAGUCAAAUCAGAAGACUCUGAUAUUGAGUUAUCAGACUAACUGAAGCGGGGUAUUUUCCUUUGAAUACAUCAGAAGCACCAAACUGUGAAUACGUCCAGCUUUUGGAAAAUGUGUUAUUAAAUAAGCCAAGAUCAUGUCACCUACAGGCAUCUUUGGAACCACAGCAGAUGUACAAACUGGAACUGGAAGGAGACAAGCUACGUAAGCUGCAAGAAACAACGUCCUGCAGCAGGCAGCGAUGAAUCCUCUGAACAAAUUCAAGUUGAACUAACCUGUUUGCGUGGUGCAUAAAUCCUUUAUCUGUUUAGGGUUUUAAAACAAAUUGAGAUUUUUUUUUUUUUAUUAUUAUUUUUUUUUUAAAAGGAAAACGGUCGUGGAACAUCUACCAUCACGAAAUCAGGCAUGGAGAGCUAGGCUGUGGCUCGCGUGACCUCUCAGCCUGCUGGCUGGCAGCCCUUGCUCCCAAAGAACACGUGGAGAUCUCGGAGGUCUUCACGAGGACAGGAGAGAAUAACGGUGGUGCCGGAGCCAACCAGCCAACCUCCGUUAGAAAUACCAAUCUGCUUUUAUAAUGUUUUUUAAAAGCGGGAUCAAAUGUUCGGGAGGCGGAGGCCGCGGGGUGGGAGCUGCCCAGGCUGGCUGGCCUAACCCUAACCAGGCUGCCAGAGCCCAGCUCUCAGCCCAGGCCAGCGGCCAAGCCCGGCUGCUGGGCCCGUGGUACAGAGGAAUGCUGGAGGCCCAGCUUCAGAGCGAUCACGCAACGGGACGAACACUUUUGGGUUGUGGACGGGAGGGUGACUGUCCUGGGGUACGUGCAGAAAAUCCCUUUCCUAGCCCGGUAGCUCUGCAGUCCGUUGAUGAUAAUCUAGCAAAUACUGAGGUGCGUGGAAUUUUUUUUUUUUUUUUUUUUUUUUUUUUCCCCUUGAGGCAGCUUUCCUUUCUCCUCUUUCCCCUACCCCUGUGGUUUUGGUUACGUUGGAGGGCAAAUCCGGAGGGCCUGGUCAUUUCAAAUGGAAGAUACGUGCAGUCUUUCUCUUCCCACCUUUGCAGUGCGUGCAGUGUUGUACAAAGGAUGCAGUAUUACUUCCGACAGCAGAACUAUGGUAGAAACCUACCAUGCACCUCUGCUUCCCACCCCACCCAAAGAGACGCAGGCACGACGGUGGAAAGCGAAAGAGACUUUUUCUCAAGGCUUGGCUGUUACUGCAUCUUUUGGAAGAGGAGAGCUCCCACGUUGUGUGUAAGGACAGGACUUUGUCAGCUCCUGCCCCUAUCUCCGUUUUCUCUGUGUUUCUGAUGACUUAGCGACCGCAGCCUCAUUGGAAACCCAAGCUGUUUUUAACGAAGAGAACUGUGCUGUUUUUAUCCAGCUCUGGCCAAGCUGUCCAUCUUCUGUAACAGGGGUCUGAUGUUUGAUCUUGUCACUACAAUUUCAAGAGACGAAAAUCAACAGCCUUGAACAAUAUUUUCUUUUUUGUUUUGUUUCCGUUUGUUGGUUUUUGGUUGUUUGUUUUUUUUUUUUUUAAUUAUUAUUUUUUUUUUUUUUAGCAGUAACGGAAGUAAUUUAACAACGACGACAACAACAAAAAUAAAAUCAGAAAGUAGCCUAUUGACGUUGUGUACUCGGUAGUCCCGUCCCUGCCUGUAACAGAUUUCACCGAUGUAUUUUUUAAUACAGAAAACUAUGUGAAAAGUAAAAGCUGCCCCUGGUUCUGUGUGAUCGAAGCCCACCCGUGUGUGUCUGUUCUGCUCGGAGCUGCUGCUCCCUCCCUGCUCAGGCCCAGUGCUCCUGGGGAGGAUCCCUGGCUGUAAUCCGUACGUAGCCGUGGUGCAGGUUCAUUCCAUGUUCUGUGAGCACGGACCUGUCCCUCCCCACAGGAACGUUAAAAUACUUGGAUAGCAGGCACGGCCUUUUGUGCCGGGAUGGCCGAGAGUGUUCCAAGGGAAAAGAAAGAACUCGGUGACCCAGGGGCUGGGGCUGCAGGGGGGGUGAAAAGAAGCCCGAGCCGCACGCGUUGCACGGAGCAGUGUCCAAACCUCAACGUUUGGAGAAGGGAAGGAGCCGGGAGCUGCGCGGUUCCUGGGCACCCCACGUGUGAGUGCAGCAGCUCGGGGCCGUGCCAGGCUGCAUCCAUGCUCUGCUUUGCCUGGGGCUGAGCAGCAUUGGGCAGCACCCGGAGCAGCGCUGCUCCGAGCAGGGGGGGGGAGCUGCCCCUGGAUGGGCGGGCACAUUCCCCUAGAAUAAAGCAGGAUGUUUGUACAUUAGGAGCGACGCGUUCAUUUUGCUUUCUCUGAAGGCCAUCUUUUUUUGGUGAACGCUUCCACGUAUGUCCAUUUUUCUUUUUUUUUUUUUUCCAGGUACUUAGAAUGGAUUUGCCCCCUGUGUUCUCUUGGCAAGGAGAGGUAAAUCCCUAGCGGCGAGGCUGGCUGGAGGCAGAGCUGUUCACCGUGGUACUGACUGCUUUGGUUUUAUGGCUCUGAGACAGGGCUGGGCGCAGCGAGGAUCAGAGCGAGUGCUUUCAGUUUCCAUUCCUGGUGUUGUGCUGGGGCUAUCGGGGCUGCCCAGAGCUCCCAGCCACGCACGUGACCCAGGUCCUGGGCUUGGAGGACUGCGGUGCGUAGAUGGACGCGGCGCUGACGUCCUGACCGCUACGUAGAAAAAGUUGUUUGGAAUAAGAGGUAGCUGAGUCAUCCGCUAGCCGUGGGGCGCUGCUCAUUGAUGGGCAAGUUCUCUCAAGGAGAAAAAUCUCGUGGUGGUCUCAGAGCGGAGAGAGGAACCACAGAGAUGAGCGCGAGGAAGGCGAUGUCCCUGCGGCUGGGCUGGAUGCCUCCUCUCUCCGUGUGCCUUCCCCUGCCCACACGCCGUGCCCGGCUGUGGCUCGGCACACAGAGGUGAGGCUGUGGCUGCCGGCUGGGGAGGUUCCUCGUGGCCGAGGGUGCUGCCAUAGGGAGCUGCAGUUCCCAGGGUCGUGCAGCUUUCCUGGCGGUGUUUGUUUGCAGAGGUGCCAAAAGAAGCUCCGUUAUCAUAGGGAGCGCUCUGCCACCUUAAUGAACAAUUGAGCUGGAGGAAGGCGCUGGGUUUCUCUGGCUGCAGGCUCCAGCCAAGCGCUGUCCCCUCAGAGCUGCAGUGAAGUCCCUGCUCGUUUCCUGCAGGUGUGUUCACAGCAGCAAAGCUGCAGGGCCGGGUUCGUGGCGGUGCUGCCGAGCGUGCUGCCAAGCCUUUGGGUUUGGUAACCAAGCGGGCAACGCGUUUCCAUCCCGUGAGCAGUGCAGAAGUGAAGAGGAAGCGGUGAAUGUGAGCACGGGGCCCAGCUGAGACAAACAGGUCGAGAACCCGGGCUUGCAAGUGUUCCUGCACCUAGGACGCAGCUCCUCCAUCCCUGGGCAAAUGGCAAUGUCUGCAGGAACGGCCGCUGAGCUAGGGGCUUUUUCAGCAGAGAUUGGGGUUGUAUCAAAGAAAAGCCAGGAGCGCUGUAGGUUAGCACUUGCUUGGAGGGAAGGAGGAAAUCUGUUGCAGGGAGCUCUCGAGCUGAAUAAAGCCUCCAACACCGAAUCUGCAGCUGCCUCCCACCUGCACGAGUGCACUCAGCAGCUGCCGACCCCCUGCUCCCACGCAGCCUGAGCCCACGGGCAUCAUACCUGCAGUACCAGGGGGCUGCAACGGGAGCCCCUCAGCUCCUCCCUCCCCGUUUAUUUGUCAGGCAACAAGGCAGAACCCUCGGGAAAGGCCUCGUGGAGCCGGAGGGGCUCUGCCCUCGGGGGAAGGGGUUGGUGGGGCUGCUCCUGCCCGCUCCCCCUGCAGCCCAGGGCCCGGUGCGUGCUCACUGCUGCUGUGUGCUGAUACCCCGCGUGUGCUCCCUCGCCCCUCGGUUGCACCUCUCUGUAAAUGGGCCGGACUUUCCUACCUCGUUUGGGCACAAUGAGGCUGAAUUCUGCGGGAUGCUUUGCAGCCCCGUGAUGAAAGGUGCUAUACGGCUGCAAAGAGUCACUCCAAAAGAUUUAAACAGGUCGCCAGCGCGUCAUAACCUAGAUGAAAAAGACUUUUCUUUUCCUUAUAUGAGAAUUUAUAGAGUUCAAUGUAUGGUAUUAAUAAAUGAAUUACCGAGACCCUUCCCCCCCCAAAUAGUUUUUGUUUGAAUCGUAUCUGUAUUCUGGAAAAGUGAUUAAAAACCUUUAACCUCGGUGAA